AUGCACCUGCGUCACUCAACGUUAGGUCUGAAUCGACGCUUCGUCCGCUUUCUUGCCAUUUUCUUGGUCAUAACUUUCUCGGGCUGGGCCUUGCUUCAUCUGGAUACACAGAGGGGUGUGGUUGCUCAUUCAAGCUACCAUCGAUGGGCAUUGAAAAGAUCCCCGACUUUGUCAACAAUUCACAAUAUCUAUGAUCAUUCCAUUCAACCUGUUACCAAUACCAUUUUUGUCGGCCACACCGGGAAGCGAUUUUGGCUCGGAGAGCCCUUGAGAUUUACCGAGCCAUUGGGAAGAAGGAUCCUCAUUUUGGACGCAGAAAGCCGAAAGAUGAAUGAACAUCAAGGCUUGUUGAGCGAAACACCCCUCAACGCAAAUGAGCUCCCGCAUGACACUAGCGGUAGACUGAAUCAUUUCAUGUACGCCAAAAUUCAUGGCUACGACUAUCGACUGGUCGUAAUGCCUAGAACCGACGGUCGGUUUGGGACGUGGUCGAAGGUGACUGCGAUGAAGGAGGCCUUGCAACAUUACGAUUUUGUCGUCUUCCUAGACGCUGACGCAAUGCUACUGUACCCGAAUCUCCCAAUGGAAUGGCUGUUCAACUACUGGGACAUCACGGAAAACAAUCUCGUUGCUUUGGCACUUGACCCAGACGCUCCUCAUAAUCGUGAUUGGAAUGGCCGCACAAUGCUGAACACCGGGUUUAUGAUAGCCCAACGGAGCCUCCGUACCAAUGAGCUAUUCGAAGCGUGGGAGUCUUGUCCAACAGAGACGCGUUAUCCAGGGUGUUCGAAAUUCGGUCGGGAAUGGGCUCACGAACAGUCUGCCUUUGGGAACCAUGUUCGGUAUGACUUCAACAGAUCCGAGGAUAUCAAAGUUCUGCCCUGCGCGGAAGCCAACGGUUGUCCUCAGGUUGCAACCACAGGGUGUGUUGGGGAGUUGGUCAGACAUUAUUGGGGGGACAAGAAGGCUUUGACGGCAGCCGCAGGGGAUGCUGUUUUGCGAUACUUUCUACCCCAGCUACAUGAGCUUUUUUACCAGCAGCGAGAUACGCUAGUUAUCAACAGAACCGAGCGAGAAUUUGCCUGA
Messenger RNA from Penicillium salamii, 1086 nucleotides. Lineage: Eukaryota; Fungi; Ascomycota; Eurotiomycetes; Eurotiales; Aspergillaceae. The record is from the annotation of a GenBank genome assembly.